AGUGUGUACAGGGUGUUUUAAUGAGAGAAAACAAAAAUUAAGGGCUAGGGUUUAGAGAGGUUGGCCUCUGUGAUCAUGUGGGUGCAUGUGGUUGCAUGGGGUAGGAGAAACUCCGAGAAAGUACCCAUUUUCAAAUCUUUAUAAAACCCCCUCACUUCAACACCAUCCUUAACCCAUUCUAUCUAUAAUCUUGUUUCUUGAUCUUAACACUUCAAAAACUUGAACAAAAAACCAUCUCAAGUCCAAGCAAAAGUGUGUUUAAGUAGAAUAGCAUGGAAACUACUUCUUCUCAACAGACUUUGUUUCUUAAUAUGGAGAAUAGAGUAGUUAAGAACAAGGGUUUUUUAAAUUCUACAUCAACUGUUGAGUCUUCUUCAUGGAAUGAAAGCUUAGGAGAUGAAUUUAUGAGAAAAAGGAAAGUGAAGAAACAGAAGAUCAAGAAGUUAAUGAAUGGAGGAUAUAUGUGGAGUAAAGGAACUACGAGGAGGAACCUUCUAGUAGGUUCUAGAAGAGGAAUGGAAGGAAAAGUGAAGACCUUAAAAAAGCUUGUACCGGGUGGAAAGUCUUCCAUGGGUUUAGAUGGGCUUUUUAUUGAAACAGCUGAUUAUAUUAUGGCUUUACAAAUGCAAGUAAAAGUAAUGAAGAUUAUGGUUAAUGUUUUAGCUAGUUCUACUAAAUAAAGAGACGAAGAAAUAGAAGGUACUUCCAUUUACAAAAGAGAAGAUCGAAAUUAGAUUUUAACCAUCUUAUUAAAUUCAUCAUUUAUUCGUAUAAUAUCAUAUAAUUGCAUAAGAAGAUUUAGAAGCCCAGUUCUUCCAAGUAUUUUGUUCUGGUUACAAAAUAAUACAACUGGGUUUUUCUUUUUUUGUUGUUGUAUUUUGUUUUUAUAGGUUUGAUACCCAUUUCAUACUUGUGAACUCCUUUUGUUCUGUAUUGUCUGAUAUAGACAAUCAACAAAUUUGGUUCAGUUGAAAAUUAAGAUAAACAAAGAUUUAUUUUACUUGAUAUAAACUGACUGAUUUGCAUAAAA
Molecule: messenger RNA, 1030 nt
Organism: Papaver somniferum (opium poppy)
Lineage: Eukaryota; Viridiplantae; Streptophyta; Magnoliopsida; Ranunculales; Papaveraceae
Product: transcription factor UPBEAT1-like
Exons: 1
Coding region: 273-680 (135 amino acids)
Biological process (GO): regulation of DNA-templated transcription
Source: RefSeq, a predicted model, not a curated record